Molecule: messenger RNA, 554 nt
Organism: Aethina tumida (small hive beetle)
Lineage: Eukaryota; Metazoa; Arthropoda; Insecta; Coleoptera; Nitidulidae
Product: adult-specific cuticular protein ACP-20-like
Exons: 3
Cellular component (GO): extracellular matrix
Source: RefSeq, a predicted model, not a curated record
AUGAUCUCUCAAUUAUAGGUUUUUGCUCUUUCUGCUGUUUUGGCAGUAGCCAGUGCCGGAGUGGCACUUGGAGGACUGGACGGAGGAAUUGGAUUGGGUGGUUUAGGACUAGGGCUUGGUGGACAUGCAAUUGCCGCCCCCAUUGCUGUGGCUAAACAAGUCGUAGUGGAUGUUCAUACUCCUGCGAAAUACGAAUUCAAAUACGGAGUGGCCGACGGUCACACCGGCGACAACAAGGAACAACAGGAGGUUCGCGUGGGAGACGUAGUCAAAGGGGAGUACUCCCUUAAAGAGGCCGACGGCACAAUCCGUACCGUGAAAUACACCGCCGACGACAAGAACGGUUUCAACGCCGUAGUCAUCAGAUCUGGCCACGCAGUCCAUCCACAAAUUGUGCAUAAGGCCGUAGCCGUACCAGUAGCUGCCCACGGAAUUGGUAUUGGUGUUGGAGGGCUUGGAGGUCUUGGGGGACUUGGAGGACUUGGAGGGCUUGGUCUCCAUUAGAGUAUAAAAGACUAAAGCAUUGUACAGGUUCAUGUUCAUUCUCAUGUCGA